CAGGCAUUGCUACCGGUUCACCCGGAUGAGCAGAAGCAGAACAUACUGGAUCGCUACGAGCGCAACUUCCACCGGGCCAUGGACAGUUUCGAUGAGGCGACAAAAAACCGUACCCUCAACGUGCUUGACGAGCUCGACGUGCUUAGGAUCGAACACUAUCCGUCGCAUCUGAUCAAGAAGCUACUGCCCCGCAUCGAUCGGAACACCGUCUACCUGAAGCAGGCGCACAGGUUCAUUCUGGAGGAAGAGAAGCUCUGGCCCCACAUCUACCCGGAGCUGAUACUGAUGGACUAUCUGUUUGAUCCUGACCAUGGAGUGCAGCGCGAUCAGGCCGUUUACUUCAUGAUACUGUUGAUGGACUUGCAGGAAGACUACCGCUACCAUGUGAAGCGUGCCUUCCUGCGGUUCAUCCUGCGAUCGGAGCCAGACCGGAUCCAGCUGCAGUUGGUCAAGGAACCACCGGAGUUUCCCGUCGCCACCAUGAUAGCCCCGGUGCCGUGGAAGUGCUCGAUCCAGCUGGCCAAGAACCGGUUGGAAGAGGUGCUGAUGACCAACCACCCGGUGCUCCAGGCCAUCAAUAUGCUGUGGCACAAACUGUACAGCAACUUACUGGUGGUCGAUUCGGCCAAGUUCUACAACACGGACAUUCCGAUGCACGCGGACAAAAUAACGGAAAUGAUUCACAACAGUUGCCGCAUCACGAGAGAUAUUCUCAUCAACGACUGGAUGCCCCGGGUGGCGGAUCUGGUGGACGUGAUGCGAAAAUACUGGAAGGAUCUCGUUCCCCGCAACUCAUCGCACGGUGGCCGGGGAACCAUAUUCUUCAACUGCAUUCAUGCGCUCACGUCCUACCAUCUGCAGGAGCUGAUCAAGAAGAGUCUCGAUCAUCUCGUCGAGGCGCUCGAGGUGUACCGCGAGGGGGACAUCAAGCCAGGCGAUGAACCGAAAGUGAAGAGGAAACCCUUCAUGACCUUGACGGUGUCGGUCGUCGGCCAGCAUCACACGGAGAUUGAAAAGACGACCGAGAAAAGUGAUCUCUCGCUCUAUCAGGUGGAUGACGAUGAUCCGAGCAUUUUGGGGUCCGAGUCGGAUAAUGUGCCCCUCACGACGUGCGACGAACGGCGCACGUCGUUCAUUGUCGAGAGCAGUGGCAAGAUCAUCAUUUAUCCGUACAUGGAGGAGCUGCCCGAUCUGUUCAAGAGCUACUUCGUGAAGAUGCUGAAAGUGGGCUACAAGAUCCCGCGGUUGGAAUACUACUUGACUCAGGACCCCAAGCAGCUCGGAUAUCUACACUUUAUCCGCGAGGAUAACGACGACAUGGAGAAGCUUUACCAGCGCGUCAAGAGGAUCGUCAUCGCGAACCAGACUGGCCCGACGGUGUACCUGUACCCGAUGUACGAGUACUACUUCCCGGUGCUAGCCAACAAGAUGAAGCUGAUCACGGAGGGUAUCUUCUCGCAGCGCGACCUACCCCCGUUGGACAUUUUCAAGGAGCUGGUGCAAAAGUUUACCGACCUGUUGAACGGCAUCUACUACCUGCGCGACUUUAUACCGCUGAACCUGUUUAUGCUCGACAACAGCCGGCUCAACAAGGUGCUGGAGAAGCUGGUGAACGAUUUGAAGAACUUUGUCAUCAACUACUUCAUCACGUUGAAUCAGGUCGAAAACCGGAGAAUCUGCGACGAGUUUGAGGACAUGUCACUGCACGCUGGCGAAAGGCCGAAGGAGACACCGGAAGUGGUGGCGCUUCAGAACUAUCUUACCCACUGCCGCGAGGAGCGAAUGUACCAGCUAACAUCCGAAAUCAAGCACGUGGCACAGCGGGUGAUCUUUCUGCUCACUCACGCCAUCCUCGAUCAGGAGGAUAUUAACCUAAACUCAAGGUUGUUCCUGUGGCCGAAGGAACUGGAGAAGGUGCUCGAUCUUAGUGGGGCCCGAUUGUCCGUGGUGCGGGAGAAUUUGGAAACGUCACUGCGCGAACGACGGGUCAAGUUCGAGCAGUACCUGAUGACGGAGAAGAAAAAAAUGGACCACUUCCGUACGCGAGAGAUACGCGAGAUGCUGUCGCUCGAUGAUCUGCGCGAGAAAGUGGACACCGUGGACGGUUUGAUGAAGAUCCUGGAGGAUUGCAGCAGAGAGGCAAAGGAGAUCAACGCGAACGAGAAUCUCCUGCAGCUCGAUCUGUCGUUCUUCCCGUCGCUGAACGAAAUGAUCGACAAAAUGGGUCCAGUGGAGAAACUGUGGCACACGGCGUACAAGUUCGACACUUGCCACGAGGUGUGGUACUUCGGGCCGUUCAAGGACCUGGAUGCGGACGUCAUUCGGAACGCGGUCGAAGAGAUGUACCAGGCGAUCUCGGUGCUACUGAAGGAGCUCACCGGCAGUCCGCAGGCCAAACGGGUGGCCGAACAGAUCCGGAUGAAGGUGGAGAAGUUCAAGGUGUACCUCCCGAUACUGGAGUCAAUCUGCCGGCAGGGGCUGUGCGGUCGCCACUGGAAGCAAAUCUCGGAGGAGCUGGGCCAGGAGGUGAACCCGGCAGUGCACAACUCGCUGAGCCAGAUGGUGGAAAUCGAUAUUGUCAAGAUUCAGCAGCGGCUGGAGGAAAUCUCCAACGCGGCCGGCAAGGAGUACGAGCUGAACAUUCAGCUCGUGCACAUGCAGGACGAGUGGACCGACGUGAUGUUUGUUUGCGUUCCGUACCGGGACAGCGAUAUGUACAUACUGUCGUCCGUCGACGAAAUACAGACCCUGCUCGACGAUCACAUUCUGAAGGCGCAGGCCAUGCGAGGCUCCCCGUACAUCGCUGCCCUCGGCACGAAGGCAAACAACUGGGAGGAUAAGCUGAUCUCGAUGCAAGACAUUAUCGACACCUGGCUGCAGGUGCAGGCGACCUGGAUGUAUCUCGAGCCGAUCUUCAGCUCGGAAGACAUCCUGCGCCAGAUGCCGACCGAGGGUCGCCACUUCAAGGCCGUCGACCGGGUGUUCCGCAAGAUCAUGAAGCACACCACGGCCGACGCCCACGUCAUCCAGUCGACCGACUACCCGGAGCUGCUGAACACGCUCCGCAAAGCGUACACCGAUCUGGAGGACAUCCAGAAGGGUCUGAACAUGUACCUGGAGAAGAAACGGCUCUUCUUUGCGCGGUUCUUCUUCCUCUCGAACGACGAGCUGCUGGAGAUCCUGUCCGAAACGAAGGACCCACUGCGGGUACAGCCGCACCUGAAGAAGUGUUUCGAGGGUAUCUACUCGCUGCAGUUCGAUCCACAGCAGGAGAUCAUCGCCAUCAUCUCCGCCGAACAGGAAGUGAUACCGUGCGUGCGGAAGGUCAAUCCAAACCUGGCCAACGGUUUGGUGGAGAAAUGGUUAAAGGAGGUGGAAACGGUUAUGCUCGAGAGCGUGAAGGAACAGAUCUGGCAGUCGUACGAACGGUAUCCCAACGAGCCGCGCAACGCUUGGGUGCUAAACUGGCCCGGCCAGGCCGUGCAGGUGGUGUCCUGUCUGAAGUGGACCGAAGAAGCGGAAGAAGCGAUCAAGGACGGACAGCUGCCACAGUUUGCCAGCACCUGCACCGAGCAGAUUCUGGAACUGGUGGAUCUCGUGCGAGGAAAUCUCAGUGCGGGAGCUACGAUCACGAUCGAGGCCCUGAUCGUGGUCGAUGUGCACGCCCGAGACAUUGUGAAUCUGCUGGUGGAGAAGCGAGUUGCCGAUAUCGGAGACUUUAACUGGUUCUCCCAGCUGCGCUACUACUGGCGCAUCGACGAUGAGGACAAGCAGAGCUACGUCGGGGUGAGCAUGGUCACCACGGAUCUGAAGUACGGUAUGGAGUACCUUGGGAAUACCGGACGGCUCGUCACGACUCCGCUCACCGACCGGUGCUUCCGGACACUGAUGGGUGCGUUCAAGCUGAACCUCGGUGGUGCCCCGGAAGGACCGGCCGGUACGGGUAAAACGGAAACCUGUAAGGACCUCGCGAAAGCCGUCGCCAAGAAGUGUGUCGUGUUCAACUGCUCCGACGGGCUGGACUACAAAGCGUUGGGCAAGUUCUUCAAGGGGCUGGCCCAGUCCGGUUCGUGGGCCUGCUUCGACGAGUUCAACCGGAUCGAGCUGGAAGUACUGUCGGUCGUCGCGCAACAGAUCCUCACCAUCCAGCAUGCCAUCGCGCAGAAAGUGGUCAAGUUUGUGUUCGAAGACACGCACCUAAAGAUCGACCCAACGUGCAACAUUUUCAUCACCAUGAACCCCGGCUACGCGGGCCGUACCGAGCUGCCCGACAAUCUGAAGGUCCUGUUCCGCACCGUCGCCAUGAUGGUGCCCGACUAUGCAAUGAUCGGUGAGAUCACACUCUACUCGAACGGGUUCGACAAUGCUCGCGUGCUGGCCCAAAAGAUCGUGCACACGUACAAGAUAUGCUCGGAGCAGUUGUCGUCCCAGUUCAACUACGAUUACGGUAUGCGAGCGGUAAAGUCGGUGCUGAUGGCUGCCGGAUCGCUACGGCGCGCUCAGCCACACCUCCCCGAAGAUCAGAUCGUUCUGCGCGCCAUCAUCGACAUUAACUUGCCCAAGUUUCUCCAGCAAGACAUUCCACUGUUCGAGGGCAUCUAUCGGGAUUUGUUCCCAGGUGUCAACCUGCCACCGCCGGCACGGGACGACAUUGUACGCAUUCUGCUGGUGAAACUCGUCAAACGGAAGCUCCAGCCGACCGCCUGGUACAUCGACAAGAUCAUGCAGAUCUACGAGAUGCUUCUGGUGCGCCACGGACUCAUGAUUGUCGGUGAGUCGAUGGGUGGAAAAACGACGGCCUACCAGGUGUUGGUGGAAACCCUGCGGGAGUUGCGUCUUGAGAAGGGUUCGCAGUGCGAGGAGCAGGGCGUCCAGUAUCGCAUCAUCAACCCGAAAGCGAUCUCGAUGGGCCAGCUGUACGGUCGUUCGGAUCCGGCAUCACGCGAAUGGUCCGAUGGCGUGCUGGCCAACACGUUUCGGGAGAUGGUCAACACGCUCAGCCCGGAGCGGCAGUGGAUUAUUUUCGACGGACCGGUCGAUGCGGUGUGGAUCGAGAACCUGAACACGGUGCUCGAUGACAACCGGAAGCUCUGCCUGAUGUCGGGCGAGAUUAUCCAAAUGACCAAACUGAUGAACCUCGUGUUUGAGCCUACCGAUCUCGAGCAAGCCUCACCGGCCACCGUAUCCAGGUGCGGAAUGAUCUACAUGGAACCACAUCAGCUCGGCUGGAUAGCACUGCACAAGUCCUUCAUCCUGCUGCUGGAAGAGAAAGGAGUGUCCGAGAUCAACAUCGGUGUGUUCGAACAGCUGGUCGAAUGGCUGAUACCUCCUUCGUUGAAAUUUUUAAAGACCGUCAAAACUGUGCUCCCCAUUUCGGAGAUGCAAUGCUACUCGAUGUUCUCCAAGUUUUUCUCCAUCUUUUGCUCGCGCAUUCAAAACUACACCCAGGCGCAGUUCCAGCAGACGUUCCUGUUCUGCUACGCCUGGGGUUACUUCUCGACCGUCACGAACGAGGGCCGCAAAAUGAUCGACCCGCUGCUGCGCAAGAUCCUGUACGGGGCCAACGAGGAGCACCCGAAGCCGAAGCACUUUUCGCUCAACCGCGGCCAGAUGUACCCGGAAAAGAUGAACUUUAUGGACUAUCGGUACGACGAGCACGAGAACUGGUGGCCCUGGCAAACGACGGAAGAGCUGGCCCUGCCGGAGUCGUGCAUCGUUUCGGAGCUGAUGAUACCGACCAAGGAGACGGGCUCGAUCCUGUACUGGACCAACCUGUGCGUACGGAACGGCAUCCCCAUACUGCUGGCCGGCCCGACGGGCACCGGCAAGAGUGCCACCAUCGGCAACUACAUCCGCGAGCUGCCGAAGACGCGGUUCAUCUCGAACAUCAUCAACUGCUCCGCUCGCAGUACGGCCGCCCAGGUGCAGGACACGAUCAUGGCCAAGCUCGAUCGGCGGCGCAAAGGUGUGUACGGGCCGCCGGUCGGUAAGGAGUGUGUCAACUUCAUCGACGAUCUGGCGAUGCCGGCCCGGGACGACUACGGAUCGCAGCCACCGCUGGAGCUGGUGCGUACCUGGCUCGAUCAUCGCGUAUGGUCCGAUCUGCGCGACACGUCCAAGAUCGAGCUGAUCGAUCUGCUACUCAUUGCGGCGAUGGGCCCGAUCGGAGGCAGCAACUACAUUCCGCAGCGCCUGUACCGCCACAUGUUCGUCAUUUCGAUCGACUCCUUCGAGGAUGCGACCCUACUGCGCAUCUUCUCCUCCAUCGGCGAUUGGCACUUUGCGAAGGGAUUCCCCGAACCGGUGGCACGCCUAAGCAAACUGCUCAGCCAAGCAUCGAUCGCCGUGUACCGGGGGGCGAUCGAGAGCUUCCUGCCCACUCCGGCCAAGUCGCACUACCUCUUCUCGCUGCGGGACGUGUCGCGCGUCUACCAGGGCAUUGUCCUGCUGCCCUCGAAGAAGCUGCCCGAUCCGGAGAAGCUCGUCCGCCUCUGGGUGCACGAAACGUACCGCGUGUUCUACGAUCGACUGAUCGACGACGCCGACAAGCUGCAGCUGUUGCGAUUGGUCGAGGAUGCCUCCGUGACGCACCUCCGCAUGAAGCUCGAGCCAGCGUUCGGUGAGCGGUUGGAGCCGGGCGAGCGGGUUACGGACAAGCACAUCCGUGAUCUCCUGUUCGGGAACUACAUGGAACCGGCGGCCGUCACGAGGAUGUACGACGAGGUCGAAAGCUGGGACCAGCUGGAGAAGAACAUCAACUUCUAUCUGUCGGAGUACAACGAGCGUUCGAAGUCGCCGAUGAAUCUGGUGCUGUUCCGGUUUGCGAUCGAGCACAUCUCGCGCGUAUCGCGCGUGCUGCAAAUGCCCCGCGGACACCUACUGCUGGUGGGACUGGGAGGUUCCGGACGCCGAAGUGCCGUCAAGCUCGCGUCCAGCAUGAGUGACUCGGCUCGGGUCUUUCAGGUGGAAGUGACCCGCAGCUACACCCACACCGAGUGGCGCGAGGACAUGAAGAAACUGCUGAUGAGCGCGGGCUGUGAAGGAAAGCGUGUCGUGUUCCUGUUCAACGACUCACAAGCCAAAGAGGAAGCGUUCGUGGAGGACAUCAACUCGCUGCUGAACACCGCCGAUCUGCCGAACCUGUUCCAGGCCGAGGAGAAGGCGGUCAUCCUGGAGCAGAUGCAAACGAUUGUGCAGGCCACCAACAAACCGAUCGAUCUGACGGCCCUGUCGCUCUACAACUUCUUCGUCGAGCGGGUCCGAGAAAACCUGCACAUCGCGCUCGCCUUCUCACCGAUCGGGGAUUCGUUCAAGAAGCGGCUGCGAAUCUAUCCGUCACUCAUCAACUGCUGCACCAUCGACUGGUACUCGGCCUGGCCGGACGACGCCCUGCAGAAGGUGGCCGAGUUCUUCAUCCGCUCGAUGGAUCUGGUCAGCAGCCAGGAGCGUCUGAUGUCGCGCGACUCGUCCAGCAUCGACGUGGCCGACACGGUACCGAUGGACGAGAAGGACCAGAAGACGCGCCGGCUCUCGAAGUUGGAGCACAAGCUGAUCGAUAUCGUGCUGGUGUUCAACGAGAGUGUCGUCGAGAACUCGCACCGCUUUUUCCUGGAGCAAGGCCGCCGUAACUACGUGACGCCGACGUCCUACCUGGAGAUGCUGCGCUCGUUUAAGGAACUGUACCGCAAGAAGUACUCCGAAACGAUCACACAACGCGACCGCUACACGACCGGUCUGGAGAAGCUGGACUUUGCCGCCGGUCAGGUGUCGGUCAUGCAGGACCAACUGAAGAACCUGCAGCCCCAGCUGAAGCAAACCUCGGACGAGACGGAGAAAAUCAUGGUCAACAUUGAGCGGGAAACGGCCGAAGCGGAGAAAAAGAAAGAGAUUGUCGGAGCGGAUGAAACGGCCGCCAACGAGGCGGCGGCUUCGGCUCAGGCGAUCAAGGAUGACUGCGAAAGUGAUCUGCAGGAAGCGGUCCCGGCCCUAGAGGCAGCCCUGGCAGCGCUCGAUACACUGAAACCGGCCGACAUUACGGUGGUGAAGUCGAUGAAGAAUCCUCCACCGGGCGUCAAGCUCGUGCUGGAGGCGGUCUGCGUGAUCCGAGGGAUUAAAGCGGACCGGAAACCGGAUCCAAAUGGCCACCUUGUGGAGGAUUACUGGGGACCAUCGCAGAAGAUGCUCGGUGACCUGAAGUUUCUGGACAGUUUGAAAACGUUCGACAAGGACAACAUUCCCAUCCCGGUGAUGAAGAAGAUCCGCGAUGGCUACAUAGCCGAUCGGGAGUUUGUGCCGGAGAAGAUCAAAAACAUAUCGAUGGCGUGCGAGGGUCUGUGCCGGUGGGUGCGGGCGAUGGAGAUCUACGAUCGGGUGGCGAAGAUUGUGGCCCCGAAAAAGAUUGCCCUCGCCGAAGCGGAAGCCGAGCUGGCGAUGCAGAUGGAGAAGCUGAACUCGAAGCGGGCCGAGCUGCAGGAGAUCCUGGACAAGCUGCAGAAGCUGAACGACUUUUUCGCCGAGAAAUCGCGCGAAAAGAAGCGGCUCGAGGACGAGAUCGACAGCUGCGAGAAGAAGCUGAUCCGGGCGGAACAGUUGAUCGGGGGGCUCGGUGGUGAGAAGCGUCGCUGGUCCGAAUGUGCCACCAACCUGCACCAAUCGCUCAGCAACGUGGUGGGCGAUGUGCUGCUGGCGGCCGGCUGCGUCGCCUAUCUGGGCUGCUUCUCGACCGAGUUCCGGACGACGAUCAUGCAAAAGUGGAACACGGAUGCGCUGGCGUUGAGCAUUCCCUGCACGGAAAACUUUUCCUUGCUGGCCACCCUGGGUAACCCGUUGGAAAUUCGUAGCUGGUCCAACUGGGGCUUACCGACGGAUGACUUUUCGGUCGAGAACGGCAUCAUCGUGAAGCAUGCGCGCCGCUGGCCACUGAUGAUCGAUCCCGAGGGGCAGGCGAACAAGUGGGUUAAGAACAUGGAGAAGGCCAACGGCCUGAAGAUCAUCCAACAGACGGAGGCCAACUACAUGCGUGUGGUCGAGAACGCCAUCAUUAACGGGUUCCCGGUGCUGCUGGAGAACGUGGGCGAAACCAUCGACUCCGGGUUCGACACGAUCCUGGAGAAGAACAUCAUCCUGCAGAAGGGAUCGUACUGCAUCAAGUUCGGUGACGCGAUGAUCGAGUACAACGAUAACUUUAGGUUCUACAUCACCACGAACCUGCGCAACCCGCACUAUCUGCCCGAAACGGCCGUCAUGGUGACGCUGAUGAACUUCAUGAUCACCGAGCAGGGCCUCCGGUCGCAGCUGCUCGGUACGGUCAUCAUCCAGGAGCGACCGGAUUUGCAGGAGAAGAAAGAAUCGCUUAUCAUCGAGUCGGCCCAGAACCAGGAGGCCCUCUACAAUGCGGAAGCCAAAAUCCUGCAGGUCCUGUCGACGGCCGAAGGUAACAUUCUGGACGAUGAGAACGCAAUCGACAUCCUUACCUCGAGCAAGGAGCUCUCGGAGGAGAUCCAGGCCAAGCAGUUGGUGGCCGUGGCGACCGAGGCGGAAAUUGAUGCCGCCCGCCAGCAGUACAUCCCAGUCGCCCGCCACUCGGCGGUGAUCUUCUUCUGCACGGCCGAGCUGGCCAACAUCGAUCCGAUGUACCAGUUCAAUCUGGCCUGGUUCCUGAACAUUUUCGUCCAAGCCAUCAUCAAGUCACCGAAGUCGGACGACUUGGACCAGCGGCUCCAGCACCUGAUCGACUACUUUACGCUGGCCAUCUACAACAACGUAUGCCGGUCACUGUUCGAGAAGGACAAACUGAUGUUUUCGUUCGUCCUGUGCAUUGGCAUCUUGCGGGGCCGCGGAGAAAUCAGUGACCCAGAGCUCACGUUCCUUCUCAGUGGGGGACUGGCGUUGGAUAAUCCUCUGCCCAAUCCGGCACCCGAGUGGUUGACGGAUAAAGCCUGGACGGAAGCGGUACGUGCGGCAGCGCUUCCCUCGCUCAAGGAGCUACCCAAGGCACUGGCCGAAAAGUCGGAGCUUUGGCAAGCGUACAACGACCUGAGCGAUCCGGAUGCCCAUCCACUUCCGGAACCGUUCGAGCAGGAGAGUAGCCUCGGUAAGCUGAUCGUACUGAAGAUCCUCCGGCCCGAUAAGCUGGUACCUGGGCUGCAGCGAUUUAUCGUGCAAAAGAUUGGCCAGUUGUACGUAGAACCGCCCCAGUUCGAUUUGGAAACUUCCUACCACGAUAGCUCCCCCCGAACGCCGCUCAUCUUUAUGCUCUCCCCGGGUAUCGAUCCGGUGGACAUCAUACUGGGUUUCGCGAACCACCACUACAUGGGUGACGACUGUCGUGUAAUCUCGUUGGGCCAAGGCCAGGGCCCGAAAGCGACGCGCACCAUUCUCGAUGCGAUCAAGCUCGGGUACUGGGUGAUCCUGCAGAACUGCCACGUGGCCGAAUCGUACAUGGACGAGCUGGAGAAGCUCUGCACGGACUCUGGGCUGUACGAAGCGGUCCACCCAAAGUAUCGCCUCUGGUGCACGUCCUACCCGUGCAGGCGGUUCCCCGUUUCGAUCCUUCAAAACAGUGUCAAAAUGACGAACGAGGCCCCGAAAGGGUUGAAGAACAACAUGGCGCGCAUCUUCUCGACGGACCCGCUGGCCAACAGUGCGUUCUACUCGCACGCCUUCGACGGCCAGGAUCUGUCCCGGAUAUGGUUACGGGGAGUGUUUUCGCUCGUCUUUUUCCACGCCGUGGUCCAGGAGCGCUGCAAAUUCGGUCCCAUCGGGUGGAACGUGCCGUACGAGUUUAACGAGUCCGACCUCAAAAUUUCUCUGAUGCAGCUCAAAAUGUUCAUCAACCAGUAUCAGCUGAUACCGUUCGAGGGGCACAUCUAUCUGACGGGUGAGUGCAACUACGGAGGGCGCGUAACGGACGACAAGGAUCGGCGCCUGUUGAUGGCGCUCCUUAAUCGCGUCUACAACCAACGUACGAUCGAUGAGGAGCUCUUUCCGCUCACGGAGUCGGGCCGUUACGCCGUGCCUGCGAUGCCCACCAAGAACCACGCUUUGGCUUACAUUUCCACCCUACCCGGGAUCGCCCACCCGGAAGUGUUUGGAUUGCACGAAAAUGCGGACAUUACCCGCAACAUCGAGGAAACGUCUUCGCUUCUCGAACGGGUACUGCUCACUCAGACACAGCUUUUCGCCGGAAUGACCACGACCGAUGCGGACCAGAAGGAGGACCCGGUGUUGCUGCUAUGCGCCGAAAUCUCCAGCAAGCUGCCGGAUCUGUUCGACGUGGACGCCGCGGCCGAACUGUUCCCGAUCGAGUACGAAAACUCCAUGAACACGGUGCUGCGCCAGGAGCUGAGCCGGUUCAAUCGGCUGCUGCAGUACAUCCGCUGCAGUCUGGUCGAUGUGCAGCGUGCCAUCCAGGGACAGAUCAGCAUGAUACCGGAGCUGGAGAGCGUUUACCGGGCGAUGAAGGUAUCGCGCGUGCCGAAAUCGUGGCUCUCGAAGAGCUAUCCCUCGCUGAAGGCCCUCGGAGGAUACGUGAACGAUUUCGUGCAGCGGUUGGCCUUCUUCCAGCGCUGGGUGGACGAGGGUGAACCGAACGUGUACUGGAUGAGCGGGUUCUACUUCACGCAGUCCUUCCUGACCGGCAUCAUGCAGAACCAUUCGCGCAAGUUCAAGCUACGCAUCGACGAUCUGGUGAUGGAGUUUGAUGUUACGCGCUUCGAAUCGGAACAGGCGGUCAAAGAUUCGCCCGAAGUGGCCACGUUCGUUAGGGGCCUCUUUCUGGAAGGCGGUCGGUGGAACCGUGAAACGGAGCACCUAGAUGAACCACUGUCGCGUGUUCUCUACGAUACACUGCCAAUCGUUUCCAUGACGCCAACACUAAAGAAGGACAAGAGUGGCCGGCAACGGCUGCGGUACGAUUGCCCAAUCUACAAAACGAGCGAAAGGCGAGGCGUACUGUCCACCACCGGGCAUUCAACCAACUUUGUCAUGUUUCUGGAACUCGAUACAGAGCAGCCACCGGAACACUGGGUCCUCCGAGGGACCGCUUGCCUAUGCCAGCUGGACGAUUGA
Molecule: messenger RNA, 12069 nt
Organism: Anopheles bellator
Lineage: Eukaryota; Metazoa; Arthropoda; Insecta; Diptera; Culicidae
Gene: Dnah3
Product: dynein axonemal heavy chain 3
Exons: 14
Coding region: 79-12069 (3996 amino acids)
Biological process (GO): microtubule-based movement
Cellular component (GO): dynein complex
Molecular function (GO): dynein light intermediate chain binding; minus-end-directed microtubule motor activity; ATP binding
Source: RefSeq, a predicted model, not a curated record